AUGACCAACCAGAAUCUCAAUAAAAUAACGCAGUUUUACGUGAAUGUCACGAGCGAAAUUUAUGAAAUGAACGAAGUAAUUCGAAUGGUGUUACGCAUUUCACGUAACUUGUUAACUCGUCAUGAAACGUGUCAAUUAUGCAAGGACGCUCGAUCUUCUUUUUCUACGUGGAUUUGUGGAUAUUUGACAAGUGGCAGAAAAUUUAAGCUAGUGUGGAUUUCAUUUUGCAGCCAUACAAUGCAUGAUGAAGGACACAGUGCUUCAUCGUUUGCCAUUACUGUUGUGUUUUGGCGGUCCUGGAUUAACGCGGUAAGCAUUUGCCCUGAAAUGAUGCCUCAGCGUUUGCCAUUACUGUUGUGUUUUGGCGGUUCUGGAUUAAAGCGAGGUACUUCCGAAAUUCGAGUAGAAAAAAUAACCGGAUGUUUGUCCUUAAAAGCUGACGGAGAUAGCCUUGGUCGAGCAACAGCAAUUCCAAGGCAUUUAUUUAGUACCACUCCUUUAUCCUCAACUGCACCACUUGGCACCAGAGCGAGUAUGAUUAAUAGUGAAAACAUCUCUAAUUUAUCAACGCGCUUUUCUGUGGAAGCAACAACGGAUAUCAGUGGAUGUGAAGUGGCUUUAAUUGCUCGAAUAAGUCGAUUCUAA
Messenger RNA from Dracunculus medinensis (Guinea worm), 645 nucleotides. The record is from the annotation of a GenBank genome assembly. Lineage: Eukaryota; Metazoa; Nematoda; Chromadorea; Rhabditida; Dracunculidae.